CACGGAUUGCCACUCGACAGCCGCUCAUGGUCCGCGCAGUAUGAUGCGUUCGCUGACAAGUACCGUAACAUCUUUGUUGAUCUGCGAGGUUAUGGAGCAUCGUCUAAACUUCCUGCAGCCGUAAAAGAUGUGACGCAGCUUUACUGUGACGACAUUCUCGCCGUGAUGGAUCAUCUCGAGAUUCCCAAGGCGAAUGUCGUGGGAUUCGCGUCAGCUGGACAUGUUGCUCUGCGAUUUGCAGCGCUGCAGGCCGACCGCGUAAAUAAGCUUGUUACUUUGAAUGCUAGUCCAAAAUUCAAGCGAAACGACACUGAUUAUCCAAACGGCUUCACCGAGGAGCAACUGAACGAUCAUUUUGUUGCUGCCAGCGAUCGGGGCAUUGAGGAGGUAACCAAUGCUAUUCUCGAUCCAGCGGUUGUGUUCCAAGAUCUUACGGCAGAAGACGCGUAUAAGGUUGCUUCAUGGUUCCGUACCAUGGCUUAUAAUGCUGGCACUGACACCUUGAAUGGUUUCUUCAAGAUUAUGGCCCAUGAUGAUGAUCGUCAGUAUGUUCCUCGGGUCAAGGCACCAACGCUUUUGAUCUCGUCAUCUCUUGGAAAGGAGGUUCCCGCUGCUACAGCCUUGUACCUGCGACAAAAUCUC
This is a messenger RNA of Trichoderma virens Gv29-8, 642 nucleotides long. RefSeq lists its product as uncharacterized. The record is from RefSeq and is a predicted model, not a curated record. Lineage: Eukaryota; Fungi; Ascomycota; Sordariomycetes; Hypocreales; Hypocreaceae. The annotation marks the transcript as partial. The transcript has a single exon.